Cannabis sativa is the source of this 1683-nucleotide messenger RNA. RefSeq lists its product as uncharacterized. Bases 1 to 1683 code for a protein of 560 amino acids. The record is from RefSeq and is a predicted model, not a curated record. The transcript has 2 exons. Lineage: Eukaryota; Viridiplantae; Streptophyta; Magnoliopsida; Rosales; Cannabaceae.
AUGGCUGAUGCGUUUGAAGUUGGGGGUGCUCAUAAUGAUGAUAAUCCUAUUGCUUUGGCCGAUGAUAGAGCCCGAGCAAUAAGAGAGUAUGCAACCCUUGUGUUCAAUGAGCUUAAUCCGGGUACUGUGAGACCCGAAAUCCAAGCACCUCACUUUGAGCUCAAACCUGUCAUGUUUCAAAUGCUCCAAAGGGUUGGUCAAUUUAGUGGGUCGCCAAUGGAAGAUCCACACCUCCAUAUUCGCUCAUUUUUUGAGGUGAGUGAUUCUUUCAAGCAACAAGGAGUAAGUGAAGAGGCUUUAAGAUUGAAGUUGUUCCCAUUUUCCUUAAGGGAUCGGGCUAGAGCAUGGCUUAAUACUCUUCCUCCCGAUUCGGUGACUAGUUGGAAUGACUUGGCUGAAAAGUUCUUGAGAAAGUACUUUCCUCCGACAAGAAAUGCAAAUUUUCGAAGUGAGAUCAUGUCCUUUCAACAAUUAGAAGAUGAGACUGCUAGUGACGCAUGGGAAAGAUUCAAGGAAUUGUUGAGGAAGUGCCAACACCAUGGUAUUCCUCAUUGUAUCCAACUUGAGACAUUUUACAAUGGUCUCAAUGCGGCCUCUAGGAUGGUGUUGGACGCUUCCGCUGAUGGAGCCAUUCUUUCUAAGUCUUACAAUGAAGCUUUUGAGAUUUUGGAAAGGAUAGCUAGAAACAACUAUCAAUGGUCAACUAAUAGAGCUCCUACAAGCCAAAAAGUAGCGGGUGUUCUUGAAGUAGAUGCUUUGACCGCUCUAACCGCUCAAAUGGCCUCAAUGACCAACAUUUUGAAGAACAUGAACAUGGGAGGAAGUGUACAACCAGCCGCUGCCAUUCAAAGAGCAGAAAUUUCUUGUGUGUAUUGUGGUGAUGGGCAUACUUUUGAAAAUUACCCUUCAAAUCCAGCUUCGGUUUGCUAUGUGGGUAAUCAAACUUCAACCGCAACAACAAUCCAUACUCAAACUCCUGCAAUCCGGCAUGGAAGCAUCAUCCAAACUUUUCAUGGGGAGGUCAAAGGGCAAGUUCAAGUGGAGCACAAGCACAAGGAAAACAAUCAUUUCCACCGGGAUUUUCUCAACAACCAAGACCUCAACAACCACACCAACCUCAAGGCUCUCAAACAAAAUAGACCACAAGGCACUUUGCCUAGUGACACCAACAACCCACGAAGAGAUGGCAAACAAACCUUAAGAAGUGGAAAAAUUCUUGAGUCAAAUGCGGUUGCAACAGGCAGUAAGGAGCCCUCUUCAAUCCAAAAAGAGGGGGAAAUGAAGAAAAAACCACCAAUUUCAGUUGCUGAAAUUCCCUUAGAUGUUACAGUAUCAGAUCAGCAUUCUGCUGUAGAAAAGUCUUUACAAAAGCCACCUCCACCAUUUCCUCAACGGUUAAAGAAGCAACAAGACGAUGGUCAAUUCCAGAGAUUUCUUGAUGUUCUGAAGCAGCUCCACAUCAAUAUACCAUUAGGGGAAGCUUUGGAGCAAAUGCCAACCUAUGUGAAGUUUUUAAAGGAUAUUUUGACAGAGAAAAGGAGGCUUGGCGAGUUUGAAACUGUCGCUUUAACAGAGGGCUUUAGUGCUAUGUUGAAGAGCAAAAUUCCACCCAAAUUGAAAGAUCCGGGCAGCUUCACAAUUCCAAUUUCUAUUGGGGGUCGAGAUAUUGGAAGAGCUUUGUGA